Molecule: messenger RNA, 1739 nt
Organism: Carya illinoinensis
Lineage: Eukaryota; Viridiplantae; Streptophyta; Magnoliopsida; Fagales; Juglandaceae
Product: phospho-2-dehydro-3-deoxyheptonate aldolase 2, chloroplastic-like
Exons: 5
Coding region: 31-1584 (517 amino acids)
Biological process (GO): aromatic amino acid biosynthetic process
Molecular function (GO): 3-deoxy-7-phosphoheptulonate synthase activity
Source: RefSeq, a predicted model, not a curated record
CUUACUCUGAUCUCUUUUUCACGGAAAGAGAUGGCUCUCACUCUCAAUGGCAAAGUAGAUCUCACGGCUCCAACCCCACGCCUCUCCCGUACCGCCGCCGCCACCUUCCUCACCACCCUCCAUGUCACCAACCCAAAACACAUCCCGUCCUCUGUCUCUUCCUCUUCCUCCUCCUCGGUUACCGACAGCGAUUAUACUUCCGGUCCUUUGAACUGGGCCCCGCACUCGUGGAAGUCCAAGAAGGCCCUGCAGCUCCCGGACUACCCGGACCCGGACGAGCUCGGGACGGUCCUCCAGACCCUCGAGUCCUUCCCUCCCAUUGUCUUCGCCGGCGAGGCCCGCAAGCUAGAGGACCGGCUCGCCCAGGCCGCAAUGGGCGAUGCCUUUCUGCUUCAGGGUGGCGAUUGUGCCGAGAGCUUCAAGGAGUUCAAUGGCACUAACAUUAGGGACACUUUCCGAGUCUUGCUUCAAAUGGGUAUCGUCCUCACUUAUGGUGCCCAAAUCCCCGUCAUUAAGGUAGGAAGGAUGGCAGGGCAAUUUGCUAAACCUAGGUCAGAACCUUUUGAGAUUAAAGAUGGUGUAAAGCUUCCUAGUUAUCGGGGAGACAAUAUCAAUGGUGAUGCCUUUGAUGAGAAAUCUAGAACACCUGAUCCACAAAGGUUGAUCAGAGCGUACCUCCAAUCUGUCGGCACGCUGAAUCUUCUCAGAUCAUUUGCCACGGGAGGGUACGCUGCCAUGCAGAGAGUCUCACAGUGGAAUCUUGAUUUUGUGAUACACAGUGAGCAGGGAGACAGGUACAUGGAACUUGCACAAAGAGCAGAUGAAGCUCUGGGGUUCAUGGCUGCUGCUGGGGUUACUGUAAAUCAUCCCAUAAUGAACACAAUUGAGUUUUGGACGUCUCAUGAGUGCCUUCAUUUACCUUAUGAGCAAGCCUUGACUAGGGUGGAUUCAACAACUGGGUGCUACUACGACUGCUCUGCACACAUGCUUUGGGUAGGUGAGAGGACUCGGCAAUUGGAUGGGGCUCACGUGGAAUUUCUCCGGGGCAUAUCCAACCCUCUUGGCAUAAAGGUGAGUGACAAGAUGGAUCCAAAAGAGCUUGUGAAAUUGUGUGAACUUCUCAACCCUCACAACAAACCUGGAAGAUUGACGAUAAUAGCUCGAAUGGGAGCAGAUAACAUGAGGGUUAAGCUCCCCCAUCUGAUCAGAGCCAUACGCCAGGCUGGGCUUAUUGUAACGUGGGUUAGUGACCCCAUGCAUGGGAACACAAUAAAAGCUCCUUCUGGUCUCAAGACACGGCCAUUUGAUGCAAUCAGAGCAGAGUUGCGGGCUUUCUUCGAUGUUCAUGAACAAGAAGGGAGCUACCCUGGGGGAGUUCAUCUGGAGAUGACUGGGCAGAAUGUAACAGAGUGUGUCGGAGGGUCGAAAACAGUGACUUUUGAGGACUUAAGCUCCCGCUAUCACACACACUGUGACCCCAGGCUGAAUGCAUCACAGUCACUCGAGCUGGCAUUUGCCAUAGCCGAGAGGUUGAGGAAGAAAAGGUUAAAAUCUGACGUGGACUUCCAAAGAGGUCAAAGAUGAUAUUGGGCCCAUGAUGUCGAAUGUUUUUAGUUUGGUUUUUGUACGCAUGGAGGGUCUCAAAGAUUUAAAUUUUGGCAGUUUCAUAUGUGAACAAAGAUCUUUGUAGCUCUAAUAAAAUAAUAUAUGCUUAAAUGAAGAUUCUUUAGCUUGAUCAA